Molecule: messenger RNA, 1232 nt
Organism: Dendronephthya gigantea
Lineage: Eukaryota; Metazoa; Cnidaria; Anthozoa; Malacalcyonacea; Nephtheidae
Exons: 3
Coding region: 247-867 (206 amino acids)
Source: RefSeq, a predicted model, not a curated record
UAAAAAUUUCGUCUUUUCCGAUCAUAAAUAUACCAACUUUGUCGAAAAAUUCGAACUAGAAGUUUGUGAAAUUUACGAUUAAAGUUCGAUUUUGAGACUAUUUACUGGCGAAAGACUGGUAUCUAGAAUUUUGGCCCUUGUGACGUAUGCAGUGUGACCAAGUGUGACACGUCGACGUGUUUUAGUAUAGCAAAAUAACAAAGAUCACGCAAUCACGCAAAGCUUUUUUAAUAUUGUGCGUAAAAAAUGUCUGAUAACGAAAGUUUCGAGUCACAGACGGAGACAGAAGGGUCAUCAGAUAAUGAGGACAUCGCUGAGCAAUCGUCUGUUGUUCAGCCUUACCAAUUUGAGCCACUGGCAGAUAGCGAAUAUGAGGAAGACGAAACGGACGAAGACGGUAUUCUGCGCGAAACGUUUGAAUCGAGAUUUAAGGGAGAUUUACCUGUUAACUCAUGGUGCACAUGCGGACAUUGUAGAGUAGAGUUGUUACAGGACGCCAGAGAAUAUCGUUGUUGCAAAGAAAUUCUCGAGUGCAUGGGCAAGUUUACGAAUGAGGGCAAGGACGCAGCAUGCAUAACACAACAUUGGGACUAUGCUGUGGUCACACACCGGACAGUGUUAGAGACUGCAGGAGCUUUUCUCUCCGACAAGUCGGGGAAAAAAUAUCAUAAGCCAACAAGCAGGACACAAGAUCGGCAAAAUGAGUAUUUACGAGCGGUGGCAUAUAGAUGGGUGGUGAGAUGGAUAUUUGGCAUGCUGGGGUGGGACAAUUCUAGACCGCUUCCAGCCUGCCUGUAUCAUGAAAUAAGGAAAAGAUUUUCAUCUUCAAGUACCACCGGAUACAAAGAAUCGACGCAGAGAACUUAAUGUAAACGCAGAGAACUUGAUGUUUUGAAAGGGAGAAAUAAUUGUCUGCACUUUGAGUUUCCUAAAUGUGAUAUUAGUAAACUCCCAUAAUAGAUACACGGGCACACAUUAAAAGGAAAAAUACAGUGAAUUUAUUACUUUAAUUUCUCAUAAUCAGGUAUGUUAUAUUAUACAAUAUGCCAAUAUGAAUGUAUAUAUUCUUUAUUUACUAACUAUUUUGUUGUUGACCAGCUGUAUUUGAUUCACAUAUGCUUUUUUGAUGCCCUUUCAUUGGUUGUCCACAUUUUCUGCAACAAGGUGCCUUGCGGUUUUGCUUGCUAGCAGAUUUUGACAUUUCUUUCUGUUGGUCUUGGUGUUGAAUAUCA